GCCAAUUCUCGUAACAAUUGUGUUGUUGUCCGCUUUCUUUCUACUUUUGAUAAAAUCAAAUUUUCAAUAGAAGUUCCAUCAUUUGCUUCUAUUGAGUUAACAGAUCCUUUUUGCCCUCAGAAUUAAACCUAUUCCUGCCGAUUUUGCGAGGGAAAUCAGUGCAUUGUCCUCAACGACAAACAUAAUAAACAAACUGCUUUUCCUGCAGACGGCUGAUCAAAAAUGAAUUCUUCACAGAAAAUAAUGAAUAUAUUGACAUCACCGCAGAUGAUGAAAAGAAUAAUGGGGGCAAUCAAAUUCAAUGGGAUAUAUUCAAUUUCAUGCAUCAACUCGAAAUAGUGAUGCAUUUGGUGAAGCCAACAAUGGUGCUGAAUCUCCGCAGGAGCAACUAAUUGGAACCGAAAAAUUUCGUGAGAAGGUUGCGAAUUGCACCAUGUACUUCAAUGCUUUGAAAAUGAAUUGAGAGAUACGGCGACAGGCAGGUCACCUCUGUCCUUUAUGGC
This is a messenger RNA of Ascoidea rubescens DSM 1968, 503 nucleotides long. RefSeq lists its product as uncharacterized. Bases 302 to 463 code for a protein of 53 amino acids. The record is from RefSeq and is a predicted model, not a curated record. The transcript has a single exon. NCBI's taxonomy places the organism in Eukaryota, Fungi, Ascomycota, Saccharomycetes, Ascoideales, Ascoideaceae.